AUGGAAAACAGAAAGGAGAUGGUGAUGCUCGCGGAGGGAGGUCAACUUGGCACCGUGGUUGGUAAGACGGGCUCUAAUUUCUCGGAAGCAGUUGGAAGCCCCGCGCAAGAACCGCAAGGAAUGACGGUCAACAGGAACUGCCUGAGCCCGGGUUCUGCACCCUACUCGCGAGACAGAGCGGACGAAGAGGUGGAAGGCGCACAGGGACGCGUGUGCGCUGAUGUAAGGCCGGUUGGCAUGUCCUCUUCUACCGAGAGACACCGGAUAGAUCACACCAACAAAGAAACCAGCAGCUCGGACACUGAGUCAGACUUCUAUGAGGAAAUUGAUGUGAGCUGCACGCCAGAAAGCAUGGACUACCCCAAUGGGAAAGGUCGAAACGGUGAUUCCCCCUGCCACCCGAGUGACAGCGGCAUGGAUCUUGGUAAGAUGGGUUCGGGACAGGGCUCGCUGUCCUACGGGGCCGACGCGAUGCGACGGUACCGGACAGCAUUCACUCGGGAGCAAAUCGGUCGGUUGGAGAAGGAAUUCUACCGGGAGAAUUACGUGUCCAGGCCGAGGAGAUGUGAACUGGCGGCUUCACUAAAUUUACCAGAGACCACAAUCAAGGUGUGGUUCCAGAACCGCCGAAUGAAGGACAAGCGGCAGCGUCUGGCCAUGACGUGGCCUCACCCUGCCGACCCCGCCUUCUACGCCUACAUGAUGAACCACGCGGCCGCCACUGGGAAUCUUGGUUACUCCUUCCCGUCCCACCUGCCAUUGCCGUAUUACUCCCACCUUGGGGUCGGAGCCGGCUCGGCCUCCUCCGCCACUCCAUUCUCCAACCCACUCAGGUCCCUCGACAGUUUCCGGAUGUUGUCUCAUCCCUACCAGAGGCCGGAGCUGCUGUGUGCGUUCAGGCACCCAUCCCUGUACCCCAGCCCGGCCCACAGCCUCGGUCCCGGGGGAAGCCCCUGUUCCUGCCUCGCCUGUCACUCCGCUCAAACAAACGGCUUUCCACAGAGGCCCACCGGGUCAGACUUCCCGUGCUCCCCAACGAGCAGGACUGACACGUUUCUGACGUUUACACCGUCGGUACUGAGCAAGUCCUCGCCGGUGACUUUGGACCAGAGAGAGGAGGUGCCAUUGACCAGAUAAAACGAAGAGAACACAUCUAAAUGUGUUCAUUGGACUGAGUCAAUGAAGCGCAGAAGAGGGCCAUACGCUUUUACCAUGAUGAGCUUUUAUCAAACUUAAAGAAAACACAUGAACAAGACUCAAACAGCAUGAAUAGAACGCUCGUGUGGAGCAGACUCCAUACC
Oncorhynchus tshawytscha (Chinook salmon) is the source of this 1301-nucleotide messenger RNA. RefSeq names its product homeobox protein XHOX-3-like. NCBI's taxonomy places the organism in Eukaryota, Metazoa, Chordata, Actinopteri, Salmoniformes, Salmonidae. The record is from RefSeq and is a predicted model, not a curated record. Gene Ontology annotation, biological process: regulation of transcription by RNA polymerase II. Bases 1 to 1137 code for a protein of 378 amino acids. Gene Ontology annotation, molecular function: RNA polymerase II cis-regulatory region sequence-specific DNA binding; DNA-binding transcription factor activity, RNA polymerase II-specific. The transcript has 3 exons. Gene Ontology annotation, cellular component: nucleus.